AUUAUCUUCAAAUUAUUUCGUAUCAAAAAUACUUCAUUUAAUUUGACUUAACAUCGAGGCCAUUAAUAAGUGAAAGUUUUGUUUCUCAUAUUAGUCAAAAGUUUCUAAUAUGAAUUCACUAUGUUAACAAUUGCAUACAUUCAACCAAUUCUUCAGUAGUAUCCUGUAAAUUAAAUUAUCACUUUGAACGUACUAUUUAAAAGAAUGAAACUGUCAAUGUGAUAUAAAUCAUGAGAAUGUAUUCCUGUUGGCUGAUAUGGUUAUUCAUCGGAUUUGUUGUGGGAGUCAAUCAUGCGAUUCAAGAUCAAAUGAAUGUUUCAUCUGUUGUAACUGAACCAUAUAUUCAUUCUUCAGGAACUAAUUCAAAAGCAUCUAGUUCAUCAUGUUUGAAAGGAUUUAAAUCGAAUGAGCUCAACGUCUUCUUAGUUUUUGCCCGCAUAGUAACUCCAGUUGUUUUUGGCCUGAUUCUAAUUAUUGGAUUUGUUGGUAAUCUAUUUGUGAUGAUCGUUGUCCUAGCCAACGCUCAAAUGCGUAAUACAACAAAUAUUUUAAUUUUCUCAUUAGCAGUAGCUGAUAUGGCAUUUAUUGUAAUUUGUGUUCCAUCUGCAGCGAUAGUUUAUGUGGCUGGUAAAUGGCCAUUGGGAUUAUCAUUGUGCCGUAUUUAUUAUUAUUCUUCAUAUGUCUCCGUGUAUUGCAGUGUUUACACCUUAGUAUUGAUGAGUUUGGAUCGCUUUGUGGCUGUAGUCUAUCCCAUUCAAUGUAUGCAUAUUCGUACACAGAAGAACACUACUAUUGCAGUAUUUAUUACUUGGACCGUAGUGCUGGUUACAAACAUACCCUUAUUUAUUGGUGCAAUUUUAGUAAAAGGCCCACCGGAAGGGGGUGAAAGUUCUUGUGUUACGGAAUAUUGUACAUAUUCAUGGUUAGUCAAUUUUGAUGCACAAACAAAUAUCGCAAGAGAUAAUCGACAGGGCGGACAAAUGUUUUUUCUCCUUUUCUUUCUGUUUGGAUAUUUAUUUCCAUUUGUUGUAAUCUGCUUGUUAUAUAUAUGUCUAAUAUUGAGACUACGUUGCGGUCCAUCUUCAAAAAUGGCACGUUCAGCAGAGGCACAACGUUCAAAGAGACGAGUUACACGCUUAGUUGUGACUGUAGUCAUUGUUUUUGGUAUUAGUUGGUUACCUAUUCAUGCUAUCUUUUUAAUACAAUAUUAUGCAAAAGACCCAGAAACAGAUUUAUUUAGAAUAAUACAAAUAUUAGGAAAUUGUUUGGCUUACGGCAACAGUAGUAUCAACCCAAUUCUGUAUGCAUUUUUAUCUGAAAAAUUUCGAACUGGAUUUUUAAAACUUAUUUGCAGUCGUAAGUCAAAUCCUAGAGAGGGAAGACUUAAAGAGAAAUGUUUUGACAAUGAAACAGCUAAUUGAUAAAACAAAGAGAUAUUAAUUUAGUGGUCUUAAGUGGGGUAUUUUUGCUAUUAAAUUGUAAACGAGAUGAAUGACAAUAUUGAAAUAUUGAAUUGUCUAGUAUUAAUUUUUGCAUAAAAUAUGUGUAAUAUGACACAUAAUGAUUUAAAUUAAGGGACAUUUAGAUGUAUGUGUCUUCCUUGAGACUAUACACUUUCUAUUUUAUGACCUCUUUGAGCCGAUGGAUCCCUUAUGAUAUUUAAUCGUUUUUUUUAUAUUUACUGGUACAGAACGAUUGGAUCUAACUAACAUUAUAACAGUCCUCACCUUAAACAUUCCCACGCGCACAUGUGAUUUUUCACCAGUUAUUUAAAUCAAUAAACAGGAUACUACCAAAUAUUAACAAUUCGUCUUAUAUUGUAUUUGCAUUUAAACAAUUUAAAAAUAAACUUUCUCUUAAACCA
Molecule: messenger RNA, 1864 nt
Organism: Schistosoma mattheei
Lineage: Eukaryota; Metazoa; Platyhelminthes; Trematoda; Strigeidida; Schistosomatidae
Source: the annotation of a GenBank genome assembly